AUGUACCCGGUCUUGGUUCAAGGUAAGGACAGACUGGACAGUGAGUAUUUUUUGCCACCUGCUGCCAGCCGACCGGACCGACAGAAGAAGAAAAGUAAACGAGUUGGCGAAAGGGCAGGAGGGUUCGAUGGUGGCAACACUUCGAUGCGGCGCAGAUACGCAGCACGCUGUUGGACGCUGUUGGGUCAGGCGCUGAGCGGCGACGCGGCGAACGCGACGCUGACAACGAAGGCAGCGCUGCUGCUACCUGCUGCUGGUGAGGUUGCCGGAGUGAUGCAAAACGAUGACUGUCACUCGAACUAA
Molecule: messenger RNA, 303 nt
Organism: Soboliphyme baturini
Lineage: Eukaryota; Metazoa; Nematoda; Enoplea; Dioctophymatida; Soboliphymatidae
Source: the annotation of a GenBank genome assembly